AACCAGCCAUGAAGAGCUUCCUCGUCAUCGCUGCCGCUCUGGCCUGCGCCACAGCCAGGCCCCAGCGUCCUGGGGGACCGGGACCCAUGGGGCCCGGUUCCGGGUCUGGAGAGUCUGGAGAGAUGGGUCCAGGAUCCAUGGGCCCGGGAGGCAUGGGACCUGGACCCAUGGGCUCUGGAGGCAUGGGACCUGGACCCAUGGGCUCUGGAGGCAUGGGACCUGGACCCAUGGGCUCUGGAGGCAUGGGACCUGGACCCAUGGGCUCUGGAGGCAUGGGACCUGGACCCAUGGGCUCGGAAGGCAUGGGACCUGAAAUGGAGGAGCAGGGCCCUGCCGGACCCGGGCCAGAACAGUCCGGUCCUGGCGGUGACAAUGCUUGGCCAGAGUCCUGGAAUGAGGAGGACUGGCCCGAAUCCUGGAAUGAGGAGAACUGGCCCGAGUCUUGGGAUCCGGAGAACUGGCCCGAGUCCUGGGAUCCGGAGAACUGGCCCGAGUCCUGGGAUCCGGAGAACUGGCCCGAGUCUUGGAAUGAGGAGAACUGGCCCGAGUCCUGGAACGCGAAGAACGGGCAAGAGUCCUGGAAUGGGGGAAACUGGCCGGAGUCCUGGAAUCCGGAGAACUGGCCCGAGUCCUGGGAUCCGCAGAACUGGCCCCAGUCCUGGAAUCCGGAGAACUGGCCGGAGUCCUGGAACAAUGGAGCCGAGAUCGCUGCCGGCAAGUAGAAUAUCCUACAACCACAACUGCCGUGCGCCAAGGCUGAACGGCCAUGGCGAGCCAGCGCAUCCUAGACCCCCAGCCAACCAGGAAGGAAGUGCUCGUAGCUCUUUGCAGUAUGUGCAUUGAAAUGCACAAACAGCAGCAUCGAGCCAUCCAAGCUGAGAGACGAGCACCGUUCGUCCGGGUUGUCACUCUCCAUUGUCCCGGAUGUGUUCCAACCGCUGGCCCUCGAGUGAGGGUCCAUUUACACCUUCGUUCCAGUCCCCUUGCAACCGCUGGUCUUUGCUUAAGUCUCACACGC
Pollicipes pollicipes is the source of this 1018-nucleotide messenger RNA. RefSeq names its product myosin heavy chain IB-like. The transcript has 2 exons. Bases 9 to 722 code for a protein of 237 amino acids. The record is from RefSeq and is a predicted model, not a curated record. NCBI's taxonomy places the organism in Eukaryota, Metazoa, Arthropoda, Thecostraca, Pollicipedomorpha, Pollicipedidae.